AUGUCUGAAAUCGAUGUGGACGGAGGCAGGGACCUGGAUAUUUUCGAUAUCAACGAAGAGGCAGGGCUGGGUCUGAUGGAGGGUGACAUUGUGUACGAUGGGGAACAGGGCAGGAACUCCAUCCUGGGGGACCAGUACCGAUGGCCGACCACCGUCCCGUACUACCUGCAGGACAGCUUAGAGAUUAACGCCAAAGGAGUGAUAAUGAAAGCAUUUGAGCAGUACCGGCUGAAGACCUGCAUCAAUUUCCAGCCCUGGAAGGGAGAAAAGAACUACAUCUCAGUGUUCAAGGGCAGUGGGUGUUACUCCUCCGUGGGGAACCGUCAGAUGGGGAAGCAGGACCUGUCCAUCGGGAGCAACUGCGACCGCAUCGCGACGGUGGAGCACGAGUUCCUCCACGCGCUGGGGUUCUGGCACGAGCAGUCACGGGCGGAUCGGGACGACUACGUCACCAUCGUGUGGGACCAGAUCACCGAAGGCAAAGAGCACAACUUCAACACGUACGACGACACAAAGUCCAGCGCGCUGAACGUGCCAUACGACUACGGCUCCAUGAUGCACUACAGCAAGACAGCCUUCAACAAGGCCUCGGCCCCCACCAUCGUCACCAAGAUCCCCGAGUUCAUGGACGUGAUCGGCCAACGCAUGGAGUUCAGCGACAGCGACCUGCUGAAGCUCAACCGCCUCUACAACUGCACCACAUCCUUGACGUUCCUGGACACCUGCAGCUUCGAGCUCUCAAACAUCUGCGGCAUGAUCCAGGGUUCGGGCGACAGCGGAGAUUGGAUACGACUGACGGCAGUCCCCGGGGGACCCCCCACAGACCACACCAACAUGGGACAGUGCAAAGGCACUGGGUUCUUCAUGCACUUCAGCACGGCGACGGGUAGCGCAGGACGCCACGCCUACCUGGAGAGCAGGCUGCUCUACCCACAGCGAGGCUCGCAGUGCCUGCAGUUCUACCUCCACAACAGCGGGGGCGCUGCCGACGUCCUCGACGUCUGGGUCCGGGAGUAUGACGAGUCCAGCCCCAAAGGGACCCUGAGAUUCGUGCAGGCGAUCAAGACGGAGAACCAUCACUCCUGGGAGCUUCACCACGUGACCCUGGAUGUGAAAAAGAAGUUCCGGGUCGUUUUCGAGGGUAGAAAAGGGGCGGGGCCAUCCUCGGGCGGUCUCUCCAUCGACGACAUCAACCUGUCGGAGACGCAGUGCCCCCAACACCAGUGGAGGAUCAAGAACUUUGGCCAGCUCCUGGCCACCACCCCCCCGGGCAAGAAGGUGUACAGCCCCCGCUUCCUCUCCCGGGAGGGCUACAGCUUCCAGGUGGGCGUGUACCUCAACGGCACCUCCAGCAGCCCUGGAAAAAUGGCCGUCUACUUCUACCUGGUGUCUGGCGAGCGGGACCACGCGCUGCAGUGGCCGUGUCCAUGGAAACAGGUCACCAUGAUGCUCAUGGACCAGAACUCCGACAUCCGCCGGCAAAUGAACAACCAGCGGAGCGUGACCACCGACCCGAACAGAUACGACACGGACGCCAAUGGGAACCGGGAAUACUUCUGGGACGACCCCCGGAAGGUGGGGAGCCUGGUGACCGAUGCGGACGGGACAACAUUUUACCGAGGGCCAGGGAGGGGGACGAGCUCCUUCCUCACCCACGGCAGGCUGAAGAGCAGGGACUUCAUCAAGGGAGACGACGCCAUCUUCCUCUUCUCCCUGGAAGAUAUGUCCAGAUUCCUGAAGACCCAGCCCCUGCCCAAAGCUGACCCCUGCAGCACAGUCAAGUGCGGGACCCAGGAAGUCUGUGUGCGGGACGGUGAGGUGGCCAUAUGCAGGUGCGAGGGGGAUGGGUGCCGGAGAAUCGGCCCCGCCCCGGACACCGUGCCGACCGCGGCGGUGGCGGCGGCAGGCGUGUGUGCUCUCGUCGCCAUGGCGAUCGUCGCCUUCGCGAGCGUGAUGCAAGCCAGGAAGUACAAGAGGAAGCUGCAGGAGAAGGAGGCUGCAAUGGUGCUGGAGAAUGUAAACAUGUCAUAA
This is a messenger RNA of Conger conger (European conger), 2031 nucleotides long. It is a transcript of the gene mep1ba, whose product is annotated as meprin A subunit beta a. Gene Ontology annotation, molecular function: zinc ion binding; metalloendopeptidase activity; protein binding. Gene Ontology annotation, biological process: proteolysis. Bases 1 to 2031 code for a protein of 676 amino acids. NCBI's taxonomy places the organism in Eukaryota, Metazoa, Chordata, Actinopteri, Anguilliformes, Congridae. Gene Ontology annotation, cellular component: membrane. The transcript is spliced from 13 exons. The record is from RefSeq and is a predicted model, not a curated record.